UUUAUUUCAAAUCUGUUGUGAUCACCUUAACGCAAGUCUCGAAAACAUUGAACUUAAAUGCAAUAAAUGCAAAAAUCCAUUUCGAUUCCUCCAACUCUCAUUAAUUAAACUUAUUUACUUAGCAUCAACAAAUGGCUGCAUUAAUAGAGUCGGACCCUACCGGCUCUAUAUCCGUGUCAUUAGACGGAAUGUCAACGUCAAAUGAAAGUGGUGACGAUGAUGACGAUGACGAUGACGACGAUGAGACCACUACAGGGAGUGGAGGAGACAGUACUAUGAAUGUGGGCGAACCGGCAUUGGAUGAAGCCACGUCAUCUGUUCAACGUCAACCCAGUCCAUUCGGCUCGAAAAUUAGCGCGGAAAGCACUGGCAGGGAGACUCGGGCGGCUAGACGUGGAAAUCGAACAGAGCCAAGUAUCCCGAUCACCUUAAAAACUAGUUUCCGUGCUGUUCGAGGUGGACGCGAUAAGGAGCCAGAUGGUGACAAAAAAUGAUUGAUUGUGUGUGAUCGAUUGAUCGAGUGUGAUUGGAUUGGUGGAAAGUUUUUUUUUUUUUAAUU
Messenger RNA from Bradysia coprophila, 559 nucleotides. RefSeq lists its product as uncharacterized. NCBI's taxonomy places the organism in Eukaryota, Metazoa, Arthropoda, Insecta, Diptera, Sciaridae. The record is from RefSeq and is a predicted model, not a curated record.